CAUCGUUCGUUCCGAUCUCCCCGAUUUUUUACUAAAAUAUUUUACAAUAUUUUUUAAUUAGAGUCCUGCGCUCGAUUUUUGUUUUUCAUUUAUUUUUUGUUUUCUUUCAAAUUUCAAAUUCUAUAUGUACACUGUGUUUGUGUGUGUUACUAGUGAAAUUUUUAUUAUUUUGUAUUUCGAAAAACCUUUAAAUGAAAGGACAUAUAUGUAGAAGCAAGUGAAGAAAUCAUAGAAAUUUGUGCGAAUAUACAAAAGUGUUUGCAAAUUUAAAAAAAUUAAAUUUGAAUUGCUUCUAUUUUAUACUUGUAUGAUUAAUGUGGUGAAUAAUUUUUUGUUUUUUCUUUUGUUUUGUGAAAAACGAAAGUCGUAAAUCUUUUAUAUGGAACAGAAAAAAAAAAUAGAAAAAUAUUAAGAAAAAGACAAGGAAAAUAAAGAAUCAACAACCAUAAUAAAAAAAAUAAGGAAAAAAAAGAGAAAAAUAGCAAAUACUGAAAGAAAUUCGUUUUUUAAAAUUUUUUUUUUUCUAUUCGAAAAAAAUAAAAAAAAAAAAAAACCUCAUUUAAUCACGUACGAUCAUCUUAUGUGUUCAACAUUAAAAUUAUACUGUAUAAUAUAUGCUCAAGGAUUCAAGGAUUUUAACAUUGAAAAUUGAAAAUUGAAAACGAACAAUACACAGAGAAAAACAAAAAAUCAAAGAGAUAAGCUCAAGGACUCAAGAAAAAUACAAAAACAAAACAAAAUUUAAUUAAAAAUUUAAAACGCAAAUUUUAAAAAGAAAAAAAAAUGGCCCAAUUUGUAACACAUAUACAACCAACAUUGGUUGAAGCAUCACAAGGUCAUGUACCACAUCAUCAUAGUCAUCAAGUUGGUAUGCAACAUUCAUCACAUUUACCACAUUCUGGUCAUAAUAUGCCAUCACCACCAACACAACAUCAUCAUCAUCAUCAUCAUCAUCAACAGCAGCAUCAUCAACAGCAGCAACAUCAUCAACAACAACAACAACAACAUCAUCAUCAACUGCACCAACAACACCAACAACAACAACAACAACAGCAUCAUCAGCAUUAUCAGCAACAACAACACCAACAUCAUCAUCAUCAUCAAGAUAAUUCACCAUCAAUUAAUCGUAAAGAACAUGUUAGACAUGUUUAUGAACAAUAUACACAUGGACAACAUUAUUUACCAUUAAAUAAUAAUCAAUUACAACAACAACAACAACAAUUCAUUGAAAGUCAACAAUAUGAUUAUGAUAAACAACAACAGCAACAACAACAACAACAACAUCAUAGCAGUAAUAAUAAUAUUAAUAAUAAUAAUAUUAAUCAUAAUCAACAUCAUCAUCAUCAACAAUCACAACAACAAAAUCAACAUUUGUAUUAUCAACAACAACAACAACAAUUACCAUUACAACAACAACAGCAACAACAGCAGCAUCAUCAUCAUCAUCAUCAUGUAAGUUAAUUGAUUUUAUUUAUUUAUUUUAUUUAUAUUUAUCUUUAAUAUUUAAUUUUUUUUUUAAAUUAAUUUAAAAAUUUUACAUAAUUAUUAUUUUGUUAAUGAACUCAU
Condylostylus longicornis is the source of this 1566-nucleotide messenger RNA. RefSeq names its product sex-determining region Y protein-like. Bases 784 to 1461 code for a protein of 225 amino acids. The record is from RefSeq and is a predicted model, not a curated record. The transcript has 2 exons. NCBI's taxonomy places the organism in Eukaryota, Metazoa, Arthropoda, Insecta, Diptera, Dolichopodidae.